Molecule: messenger RNA, 459 nt
Organism: Penicillium cosmopolitanum
Lineage: Eukaryota; Fungi; Ascomycota; Eurotiomycetes; Eurotiales; Aspergillaceae
Exons: 1
Coding region: 1-459 (152 amino acids)
Source: RefSeq, a predicted model, not a curated record
AUGGCAUCGCCGAGUUCCACAUCACCAAAUGUGGAGUGUGAAGAGCUCUGGCUUGUCCAGCGUCGUGUGCCGGAGCUCUGCAUGCUCCUUUACCGCCCAUUUCUAUACCUUGCGAUCCACCAACCGCCAUCCUGGCCACACCAUACUGCCAUCGCAUCCUAUGUUGAAAACUGUCUCGACGGUUGCAUCAAAGGAGCGUUGCAAGGGGUCCAACGGCACCGCCACCAUGGGACUUGGUAUGUGAACCGAGUUGUAUUUUCAUAUGCACUGAUGAUUCUUGCAGCUGUUAAGAGCCGCUGCGUGAAUGUUCCAACUACAUGGAGAACAGCUGUACAUACUGCUAUGGCGGGGCUGUCGUUUUGGGGAAAGGAGGCGCCAGAUUUGGCCAGGGGAAGAGUUAUAUUAGAAAGAGUUCUUUGCGACAUCGAGGAGACCGAUGUUGAAACGACUGGAAUUUAG